Carassius gibelio (silver crucian carp) is the source of this 3568-nucleotide messenger RNA. Its product is annotated as nuclear GTPase SLIP-GC. The coding region runs from base 153 to 1541 and encodes 462 amino acids. Gene Ontology annotation, molecular function: GTPase activity. The record is from RefSeq and is a predicted model, not a curated record. The transcript is spliced from 20 exons. NCBI's taxonomy places the organism in Eukaryota, Metazoa, Chordata, Actinopteri, Cypriniformes, Cyprinidae.
CCCUACUCAGUGUCAAGCUGUGAUUGGCCAGAGCUUAUAGUUUUGCAUGAUUUUAAAUUAGCCUUCCUGGUAGAACCAUAGACAGUAAAAGAAAGAUAUAGUCUACUUUUCCGUAUCUUGGAUGGUCUGACGGACUUCCAAUCGAUCCUACAAUGGCUAGCCAAGGUACUAAAAGAAAACGAGAUCAUGACUCAUCUGACUCGAGUAUAGAGACAAAACUGACAACAAAUAUGAUCAUAGAGAAUGCAAGGCAAAUUCUACAAAGAGUCACUAAAAGCUCAGACCUAAACGAUAAAGGCAGCAGGAAGAAGGCAACCAUAGGGGUUUUUGGAAAAUCAGGAGAAGGAAAGAGCUCCCUUUUAAGUGCAAUCUUGGGGAAACUGUAUUUUUUACCCUGUGGUUGUUUUGGUGCCUGUACAGCUGUUGUUACACAGGUGGAAGCCAAUCUGGAUGACUCCAACUACACAGCAGAGAUCGAGCUCUUCUCUAAGGAGGAGUGGGAGAAUGAGCUUAAAGAUGUUUUCAAAGAUAUAAAAGAUGAAAGUGAGCAAAGGAACGAGGACUUGAUUGAAAUGGCUGCAGAAAAGAUCACUGCGCUGUAUGGAGAUGAUGCAGACAAGAAAACAUUAGAAGAGCUCCAGAAUGAUGAAACAUUUGCUAAGAUUGAACCAUUUUUGUCUAUCAGUAAGAAAAUAAUCUCAAGCAGUGAUCUCUCUGAAUUUACCAACGAAGUUGCAAGCUUCAUACAACACAGUCAGACAAGUUCUGGUGGCUGGUACUGGCCGCUUGUGAAGAGCGUGACAAUCAAGAUACCAGACUGUCACGGACUCCUGGAGAACAUUGUACUUCUUGAUCUUCCUGGUACUGGAGACUGCAAUAAGAUUAGAGAUGACCUGUGGAAAACUAAACUGAGAGAGUGCUCUUCAGUGUGGAUUGUAAGCGCCAUCAAUCGAGCGAUCACUGACAGAGACCCCUGGGGGAUAUUGAAGCACUGCAUUGAAGAACUGGGACCAGGAGGAAAAUGCAAAAGCAUUAACUUCAUCUGUACGAAGACUGAUGAUAUAAAUCCAGGAGAAUAUAUAAGAUCUGUACGGCUUCCAAGAGACCAAAUCCCAGAAGACAAGGAUCAGAAAAAAACAUGCAUACUUCAUAGAAAUAACCAUGCCAAGACAAGGGUCAAAGAAAAGUUUGAAAAUUCUGAAAUCAAGAAAAUAUUCAACACCGACAGUCAGUUUCAAGUUUUUACUGUGAGUUCCAAUGCAUUCUUUGACCACAAUUUAAAUCUGGAAUCAAGUGAAACAGAAAUUCCAAAGCUGCAGGAUGAUCUGAUGAAUUUUAACAAGACCAUUAAUAUAGAAUUGACCAGAGAUUAUGUCAAUAAAGCAAAGGGAGUUUUGUCCUUGAUCCAAAGCGGCCAGCUGGAUAACGAAAAAGAGAAAAUGGUACAGUCAGAAUUAGAAUUAGUGAGUCUUCCCAAUGCUGCCACUGUUUAUUAUUCUGUAAUUCAUUGCUGUUGUAUGCAUGUGUUUAGAUUGAAAUGAAAGUCAACGAAUUUAAGAACAACCUAAAGGAGUCACUAAUUGAACUGGACAAAUAUUUUAGAAGCAUUUAUAAAGAUCUGGAGCAGCAUCUCUCAAAGGGAGUGGAAGAAUCAGUGAACUCAUGUGUUGCCUCCACAAAGAAAUUGAUAGCAUCUAAUAAAGAUGGAAGAGGGUUCCAUAAAAUCCUUGGAGCUUUGUGCAAGAACUACGGGUGCUAUUGGUCAAAGAAUUGGGAUGUAGUUCUAGACCUGAACAAAUCAUUGGCCAAACAUUUGCACAAAAACAUUUAUGAUGAUUUCUGUAAGAUUUUUCCUGUGACUGGAAAAACAGGGAAGUCAGUGCAGGAACAGAUUGACAAGUUCAGUAUCAGCCAGAGUGACUCUGCUUACACCAGAUCUGACAUACUUCAUUACAUUCAGGAUUUCAUUAUAAUCGAGGAAACCAAACUGAAGGCUGCACUCAACAGAGACAUUGUUGACAAGAAAAAGGACAUCUACACAUCAAUACAAAUAACAAUUGUGCAUGAAAUGACUUCAUGCUAUCGGCAAGCUGCAGCUGUGAGAGGAAUAGGAUCCAUGAAGAAAAUGCAAGACCUGUUAAUAAACACAGUCGAUCAGAAAAAAGGAGACAUGUUCGAAAAAGCAAAAAUGGAAGUUCUUAAAAAGUUCAAUAACUUAAAGCUGGACAUAAAAAGUACUCUUGAAAAAGAACUAGAGAAAGCAAUAGAACGCUCAGAAUCACAAAACAACAAAAAGACACGGAUGGAUGUUUCCAGAGAGAUUGAAGAGCUGGAGGGACUUCUAGAUCAUCUGGACUGAAGCUCAUCAAGCAAGAGAAACAGCACAAAUCAAAAAAAAAAAAAAAAAACAUAAUUACUGUAUUGUGCAACAAGUGUAACACAUUUUCAGCUAAUGCUUUCUUUAGUUUCAGAGCAUUUCUGAAUUUGGGGUUUUAUUAUAGGAUUGCAUGAUAUACAAACUUUAUACUGAUUUGUUGUUCUUAUAAUGGUUUUACAGCAAGAGAUAUAAAUUACAUUUAAAAACUUAACUGUCUAAUUUUCAAAAACCUGAAUACGUUUGAUUAGUUUAUAGGAUAGACUGGAAUGUAAUUGGAAAGGUCUUCCUGAAACAUAUAUUUCUAAAUUCUUGAUGUAUUUACAGCGUAAAUGUGAAUGUUAUGUGAGUCAACAUCAAAAUUACUGCUGCUGAUGUUCACAAUGUACCUAAUCCAAAUACUGUUGAAAUGUUAAUAAUUAUUCAUUGAUAAAUGGUCAAUAAAAACGUAACCCUUGUCCUGAAGAAAUUGAGGUUUCAGAAGGCAUUUGUUCUCAGAAAAUGUAAAAUCAGGUCCUUGACUGAUAACAGACUUUGUCUGAUAUGCAAACAUUUGGCCUAUACAGGGCUAACAGCAAAGCUUUGUUUUCACUUCAUGUGCUUUCACUCUAAUUGUCUCGGAAACGUUACUAUUAUUUUGUGAGACUAAAGUUCAGGAUUUAGCAAUGAAUUAGUAAACAAUUUGUCACUGAAAAAGAAGUCCACACCCAUAGGUGUAUUAGGUCUAAGAUCCAAGGUCUUAUUCUUUGCUUUACUUGUAAAUGGAAACUGAAUUGUCAGAUUUCUCAGAGACAUCAUUCAUACAAGGUGAAGUAUCUAUCAGGACUUGGAGGUUUUGGAAAAAAAGGAUGUAAUUAAGAACAUAAUGCAAAAUGUCAUAACAGAUGAUCUGGCUAAGGAGUUCAACUGGCAGGGGAGAGGAGAUAAAAGACCCUUCUGCUUAUUUUAGUAGAUGUGAUCAGAGAUGCUGCUCUGAGGCACAAAAUUAACUGGGUAGACUGCGAAACUGAAAUAAAAAAAUAUUUACAGAAAAUGGGUUACAAGGCUGAUCGACUUGGUCAGAAGAGACCUAGAGAGUAUGAAGGUUCUCAAAAUGAAUCUCACACAGGCCUUGACAGCACCAUCCAGUCAGCCGUUGAAAGACAGCCUUUUUUUGUGUGACAGAGUUUUGAAUCAUUUACUCAUAGACCUACU